This is a messenger RNA of Plasmodium gaboni, 25284 nucleotides long. RefSeq names its product putative E3 ubiquitin-protein ligase. Gene Ontology annotation, molecular function: ubiquitin-protein transferase activity. NCBI's taxonomy places the organism in Eukaryota, Apicomplexa, Aconoidasida, Haemosporida, Plasmodiidae. The record is from RefSeq and is a predicted model, not a curated record. The transcript has a single exon. Gene Ontology annotation, biological process: positive regulation of protein catabolic process; proteasome-mediated ubiquitin-dependent protein catabolic process; protein polyubiquitination. Bases 1 to 25284 code for a protein of 8427 amino acids.
AUGAAAAUACCUAUACCCAAAGAUGAUAAUUUCAUAUUAAUGUUAGAUAAAUUAAGUCAGGAAGAGAAGUUUUUUAUUCACAUAUUAUCAACAUGUGAAGAUAAACAUUUGUUAGGUCAUUUAUUUUCAUUCGUUGAUUGGGUAUGGUUAAAAUCAGAUUUAUUAGCAUGGGCUCCAGUAUUGAAUAGAUUUGAUGACUUAUUGAAGAAAUAUAUAAUACACAAUAAAUUAAUAAUGCAAAAAAAAAGUAACAAUAAUGGUGAUAAUGAGAACAGUGAUAAUAUAAUAAUGAGUGAUCGAAUACAGAGGAUAACGGGAUAUACCUUGGAAUAUAAUUACAACAAUUAUAAUGAUAAUAAUAAUAAUAAUAAUAAUGAUAAUAAUAAUAAUAAUAAUAAUAAUAACAAUAAUAAUAAUAACAAUAAUAAUAAUAAUAAUAAUAAUAAUAAUAAUAAUAUUAACCUUUCGUGUCAGUCACCUUGUGAAAAUGGACAAGAAGCAUUUAUACCUUCUGAUUUAUUAGUCGAAGAAAUAUUAAGGUUUACUUAUAAUAUACUAGACAAUUGCUUAAAUAAAACAAAAUAUAAUUCAAUUGAACAUUUAAUAUUACUUUUAUGGAGUUUUAAUCCGAAAUUAUCUAUUUUAUGUGCUGAAAUAUUAAAUAUAUAUUAUUUAUUUAUAAAGAAAACUAAAAAAAAUGAAAAUAAAAUUAAUGAAAUCGUGAAUUUUGUAGGAUCUAUUAUUAAUAUUCCCAUACCAGAUCAUUUACAUCCCUAUAUAAAUAAUGAUAUAGGUAGAAUUAAUGAUAAUAAUUAUAUAUCUGGUUUAGUUUUAUAUUAUUUACAUGACAAAAAAAAUGAGCAGUAUAUGAAGAAUAUAUAUAACAAAGUAGAAAAUAAAUAUUUCUUAGAUUUAAUUGAUAAUAAUAUUGAUCUACAAAAAAUUAAUAUUAAUAAUAUAAAUAUAUCAUUUACAUCUUUAUUUCCAACAAAUAUAAAAUAUAAUGAAACACAAAAUAUAUUAAAUAAUGCUUUUGAUUAUAUUAUGAAAAACUAUAAUAUUCCUGAACAGUAUAUAUAUGAUUUAAGGCAUAAAUUAAGAAUAUAUAUUGGUUUAAUAUGUCCUAAAUAUCGAAGGAAAUUAUUUAAUUUAAGAUAUUUAAUUUUAUCAGGUUCUUUAUCUAUUACUUCUAUAGUGUCACCUCAAAUUGUAACUAAUAACAGUAUAUUUUUAGAAGAAUUAUUAUACUUUUUAAAAUAUCAUAAAUUUGUACAUUUUAAUACAUUACGUAUUAUUUUUGAUUUAUUAAUUACAUCUAUUGAAUCACAUUUAUAUUAUAAGGUCGUUUCGGAUGUAUUAGGUUUACGAUUACAUAGUGGUUUAUUCAUUAGUAUAUUUAAAUAUUAUUUAAAUUAUUUCUUAUCUCCAUUUACCUUACAAAAGGAUAUAUGUCCACUAUAUGUUAUGAAUGAAAGUGAAAGAGAAGUCUAUAGUAUAAAUGAUAUAAAUGAAUAUUAUAUAAGAAAAAGUAAUACUAAUAUUAAAACUUCAUUAUAUCCUAAGGAAACUACUGGUCAUGCAUUUAUGAACAACGACAAUUCAAAUAACAAUACUCAUAAUAACUUAAAUAAUAACAAUAUUAUAAAUAGUAAUAAUAAUUUAAAUUAUUAUACAUUAUCAGAUAAUGACAUUUUAAUGAGCAUUUUUAGAGAUUCUAUUCCACCACAUAUGUUGAAUACGAAUAAUACGGAAAUCAAUUCUUUAGUUCAAGCAUCUCAACAUAUAAAUAAUAAUAUCAAUUAUUUUUAUCCAGUAAAUAGAUCUGUUAGUCCAUCACAAGAACAAUAUUUUACACCACGAGCUUAUGCUCAGGAAGAAAAUCAUAAUAAUUUAAAUUUUAAUUAUAAUGGUAGCAAUGUAAUGAAUCAAUCUAACAUAAUGAAUGAACAAAAUGUCUUCUCGUCAGUUCCAUUGGAGACAUUAGGAACUGUUGAAUCGAAUCAAAUGCAGAAUUUAGUUUCUUCAAAUAUGUUAAAUUCUAAUGGAACAUCUAUUGAUAUUAAUACUUUAAAUAUGAACGUACGAUCAAGUGAUGGUUCAUCCCUCAACAACAUCAACAACAGUAAUAGUAAUAUUAAUAGUAACAAUAAUAAUAAUAGUAAUAACAGUUCUAUUUUUACUUUUGGAAGUGUUAAUAAUCAAGGGGAAAGUGUGAGCGCGAUUGAUAAUAUGAACAUAUUUGAUUAUAUAAAUAAUACUCCCAACAUGAUUAAUGACAAUCAUUUGAAUAUUUUGGAUUAUAUACGUCAUAGUCAAUCAAAUAAUAAUAAUAACAACAACAACAAUAAUAAUAAUAAUAAUAAUCAGCAAAGUGAAAGUAAUAUCGAAAAAGAUGAAAUAAAAUAUGAGAAUUAUAUCAGUGAAGAAACAAUUAUUAAUAAUAUAAAGAAUUGUAAGAAGAGUGGUGAAAAUGAAUUUCUUAAAGUUACUAAAUCAUAUUUUAAACAAUUCCGUAAAAAGAAAAAACAAAUUUCCAUGAUGUUACAAUUAUUAACUUUAUAUCAUACAUGUAUUAUGGAACCAUGUCCUAUAUUAACAAUAGCUCAACAAAACACUUUAAAAUUUUUCCCAUUAUUUUUAUUAGAUAGUUCUACACAUAAUUUGCCAAUUGUACAUUUGUUAUUAAGAAUAAUGGAAACGUUAUUAGACUUCACUCCAAAUUUUUAUUUCACAGUUAAAGAUGAAGAAGAGUUAUAUAAAAUAUUAUUAUCACGUUUUCAAUAUGAAUUUUUUAUGAUGUCUGAUAGUUUUUAUCAUUUGAACAGAAAAGAUUAUUUAAGAUAUUAUUUUGAACCAAUUAAUUAUGAACGUUAUGAUAAAGAAUUUAUAGAAAGUAAUGAGCAGAAAGAAAUAUAUAUAAAAAGGAAGCGUGAAGAAUAUUUUAAUAUUUUAAAUCAUAUGCAAAAUGUUGGUAAUGUUAAAAAUAUCAAUAAUAGUGAUAAUGUUAUGAAUGUUUCUGUUAAUAUGUCUGGUAGUAUAGUCCCUAAUAAAAAUAAUCAGAUAAAUAAUUCAGCAGAUGCUAGUGUAAAAAAUGUUAUAUAUAAUAAUAACAACAAAAACAAUAAUAAUAAUAAUAACAAUAAUAAUAAUAAUAAUAAUAAUAAUAAUAACAAUAAUAAUAAUAAUAAUAUUGAUAAAAGUACAGUCGAUGAUAAUAUUUGGAAUGUUGAAUGUUAUGAUGAUAAGAGCAUGUUUUCUAUAAAAGAUAAAUCACUAAAAAAACUUUUUGAAACAUACAAUGUAAAUAUAGAAGUAACGGAUGAACUGUUAUUAAAUAGAUUUAAUUUCUGGAUGAAAUUAUAUAUAUAUCAAGAAAGAAUGAAAAUAAUAAAAAUGAUUAUUAAAGCAUUAAAUUUAGCUCUUAAAGGUUAUUCACCAACAGAUACUUUAUUAGAUAUAUUUACAAAUAAUUAUAUAUCAGUAAAAAUUAUUAAAUAUAUAUUAAGAUUUCCACAUAAAUUUGGAUUAUGUUUAUAUGGAUAUAUAUUAGGUUUUAUAUAUGAACAUAUAUAUGAAGAUCCAACUAUAUUAUCAACAUUAUUAAAAGAAGGAAUAUUACAUAUUAUGUUAAAUGGUAUUGUUGAACAAAAUCUAAAAGAUGAAACGGUCUUAAUAUAUGUACCAUCUUUACUAUCACUGAUGUUUAUUCAUAGUAUUGGAAAAUCAACUAUGAAGAAAAUUAAUUAUACACCAAUAUAUAACCUUUUUCAUUUUGUUAUACAAAGAGAUUAUUUUUUUUUUGAUAGAUUUGGUGAUAUUGCAGUAUCUGUUGGAAAUAUAAUUAAUGAAUUAGAAAAUUAUGGUUUUGUUAUGAAAGAUUUUUUAAUAUUCCAUAUAAAAUUAUUAAAAAAUGUAUUAUUAAAAGGUCUAAAAUUAGGAUAUUGGAAAUGUAUAGAUUAUAAUUAUAUUGAAAAAUAUGUAGAGAAUUCAGUAAAACAAUUACAAGAUAUGCAAUUAAAAGAUUUAAAUUUAAAUAGAUAUAAAUAUAGAAAAGAUAAAUUCUUGUUAGAUAGAUUAUCCAUUUUGUGUAGAUUUAUUUUAUCAUAUAUGAAAACAUCAUGGAUUAAAAAUUUUAUACAAUUGAAUGGUUUAAAAAUUUUAAUGAACUUUACAAAUCUACCUUGUUUCCCACCAAAUUAUAUACACAUUUUUGAGUAUCAUCCAAUAUAUAGUCUUAUUAUGAAAAUUUAUUUAUAUGCUUCAUUUAAAAACUUAUAUAACCAAUUUCUUUAUCCCUUAUAUAAUUUUACAAAUUUUAUUAUGUAUACUCAGUAUCUCAAUUUUAUAUUAAAACAUAAACUUAUAUUCGAUUUAGGUACAAAUAUAAUAAUAAUAAAAAAAGCUGAACUUAGAAAUAUAUUAAAAAUGGAAACAAAUACAAAUAAUAAUAAAUAUAAGAGUAAGUCUUGUAAUAGUAUUCAUAAUAAUAAUGAAUCAGAAUAUAUAUAUAAAGAUCUAUAUAAUUAUAAAAGUAGUUACAAAUACAAUGUGGAUAAUAAUAAAUAUUUUAAGAAAGGUAAUUCUUGUGGACCAUAUAUAGAUCGUAAUAAAUUGCUAUUAACUAAUAUUACUCAUUUAUUUAAUAUUUUAUAUUUUUUAAUAUCAGCAUAUACAGAUGCUAAAGGAUUAUAUGGAAAUGAAGAAAAGUUAUAUGAUUCUCCUGAAAUAUCCAAUAGAAAAAUUUUAGAAAUUUUUUCAGACGUUUUAAUUUCUAUAGAAAGUGUUUUUGAUUUUUUCUUUACACUUUAUUUUUAUCAAACAAGUGAUUUAAAUAAUACUAUUGUUCUACCAUUAAAAGAUAAAAUAUGUAUACAUGAACAUGUAAAAAGAACAAUUAGAAAUAAUCAAAAUAAAUCAGAUUAUCUCUUAUAUAAUUUAUUUGGUUGUAGUCGUUCAUUAUAUUGUUAUUCUGUUAAUAAUCAUUUAUAUGAUAUCACUAAUGAACAUAAAAAAAUACAUUUUUUAUGUGAUGAAGAUAAUGAUGCAAACGAUUAUAAAUUUAUUGAUAAUUUAAAAAAAAUUGACAAUGAUGAUAAGGUAUAUAAAGCCAUAUAUAAAUAUACCUUUUCUCAUGUUAUAUCAGAAUUUACUAAAUAUCAAAAUAAAAAUUUUAAAACACCAUCUGAUAUAGCAAAUUAUAGAAAAACGGAGAAAUCUAAAUUUAAGAGAUAUUUUUCGAAUUCAGAGGAAUCUAUAAAACGAUCACUAAGGAAGAGCAAUUCAACAAAGCCGAUUGUUCGUAGCAAUAUCAAACAUUCAAGUAAACAUGUGGACACCAUUACAAAUAAUGUCAGCAAUAAUAAUAAUAAUAAUAAUCUUUAUUAUAAUAUACAACGCAAUAUUUUAUGUAACACACAUGAUUCACAUAAUGUUGUAGAUUUUUCUAAAUUAUACAAUAUAUACAAGGACAAAUCCAGAGAAUAUAAAAAUAAAUUAAAUUAUACAGAUAACAAAUAUAACAAAGCAGAUAGAUGCGAUUACAAUGAUUAUUAUAUAGAUGAUAAAAAUAUUCAUAUGCACACAAGUUAUCCAUAUGAAUCCAAGUAUGUUAUGUGUGAAAGUUUAAAAUCUUUGCUAGUUGUUAUUAAAAAAUUUUUUAUUAUGAUUAAUUUAGCUUGUCAUACUAGGCAGCUAAAAAUGAAGACAAGCCCUAAUUACAUAUUUUAUAACGUUAUGCAACAGAAACAUAUUUUAUGUAUAAUUAGGUGUAUAACAAAAUGUAUGAUGAAUGUACCUGUUGUUAGUAAACCUAUACAAGAAAAUACUUACUUAGAAGGAAAUAAUAUUUAUCAUAUUUUAUCAGAUCAUAUAACACAAGACAAAAUUAAUUAUUUAAAUAAAUUAAAUGAUAAAAAAUAUAAAAGUAAUAUGCACACUUCAAAAAAUGUAUGUAAAAAUUAUAUAAGAAGAAUGUCACGAGAUAUGCAAGAUAACAAUUUAAUAAAAAAUGAAAGUGUCAAUAAUGUCUCAACAAAUAAUGUUUCCUGUGAUAUGAGUCAUUAUAACAUGAUGGAUCAAAAUAAAAAUAGUUCCAUUGAUCAUAUGAGUAAUAAUAUUAAUGUUAAUAAUUAUAUAUAUCAAACAGAAUGUAAGAAAGGAGACAAGUAUUUUAAUUUAUACGAUUAUUCAUAUACGCCCUAUAUGAAUUAUAAUGUAGAAAAUAUAGAAAGUGGAUAUCCGGAGACAUUUUAUAUGGAAGAUAUAUUAUUUAAAAGAUAUAAUUUCAAUUUUUCAAAUAUAAGUGUAAUAACAAAUAAGCAAAUAUAUCAUAAUAAAUAUUCUAAUAAAGAAUAUUGUGCUAAUAAGAGUAUGAGUCAUGUUGAAGAAGAAGCAUACGAAGUAUCUUUAAUGGAUUCUAUAAAUAAUUUCAACAACAACGUAAACGUUGACAAUAACAACAAUAAUAAUAAUAAUAAUAAUAAUAUUGACAAAUGUGUUGAUAGUUUAAGUGGAGAAUUUAAUCACAUAAAUAAUUUUAGUAAAUAUAAUAAAACAUAUCUGUGUAGUAAUACAGGAAAUAUUAAUGGAUUAGAAAACAUAAAUCUUAACAAUUUAAUAAAUAUUUUAAAUAAUAAAAACAAAACAUUAAAUGAAAAUAAUUGUAAUAAUAAAAAUUAUGAAGAUAAAGAAAAGAACGGAUUAAAAAAGAACAAAUUAAAUGAGAAAAAAAUGGAACAAGUUUCUAUUCAUAUACAAGAUUAUACACCAAUAAAAACUAUAAAAUAUAUUUCAGAAAUAAUUAAUAUAUUACAUAAAUUAUUAUCUGAUAAUAAGUUAGAAUUUGUGAGUUAUUUUUAUUUUCUAGAUUUACUAUACAAAGUAGGAACAUUUGAUUUUAUAUUUAAUAUGUUUAAUUAUGUUAUGAGUGUAUAUAUUUCAUUAUUAUCAUUAUAUUAUAAGAAAAAAAAGGAAAAUAAACAAAAUUGUAGUUCCAAAUUUACUAGUUAUAUACCAAUACAUAUUAGUAGAAAUUAUACAUGUACUAAUACAUAUUUUGUAAGAUAUAUAAUUAGACUUAUGUUAUAUUAUGCAGAUACUGAUGUUAAUACAAUAAAAACUUAUUUACAAAUAACAGUUAAAUCAAUAAAUACAUUUUUAGAUUUUUUUAUAAGUUUAAUAAAUAUAGGGAAAUUUAAUAUGAUUCUAUUCUGUUCGAAAAUGUUACAUCCCUUAACAAAAAUACAUGAACAUUUUGAGGGACAACGUGUUGAUCCAAAUGUAAAUAAAAAAGAAAAUGAUGGAGAUAAAAAUAUGAAUACAGAUUCAUGUAGUAAACAAACAAAUUCGGCAAUUAAAGUAAAAGAAAAUAAUAAUAAUAAUAAUAAUAAUAAUGAUAUAUCUAAUGGGUGUAUAUCCAUACAAAACAAUACUAAUCCAAAUUGUGAAAAAAUUAAUAUGAAUUCUGGAUUUUCAAAUAUUUUAAAUACACAAAACUUGAAUAAUACCAAUGAAUCAUUAAACUUUGAUAAUAAAAUAAAUGUUGAUCAAAAUAAUUAUUGUACAUUUGAAAAGGAUAAUAUCAAUAAUAUAAAUGAAGUAAAAGAUUGUAACACAGAAAGUAGUACUUUUUCUUAUAAUAAUAACUUUUUAUUUUCUUUAGAUUAUUUUGAUAUACUUAAUACUAUAAGAUCAGUAAAAUGUGAUAUAUCAAAUAAUAUAUUUAUGUGGUUAACAUAUAUUAAUAGUACAAGUGUAAAAAUUGGUAAUUUAGGAAGAAAUAAUAUAUACAUAAAUUUUAGUAAUAAUAUUAUUUAUAACUUUUUAAAAAUCAUUUUGAAAUUUAUUCAUCAUUCAACUGAAAUAGAACCAAAACUCAACGAAUUAUGGAUGAAGGAAAAAAAUAAGGAAAAAAAAAAUAUAGCUAAUAAAGAUAAAGAAAAAGAUGCUUUUAAUUAUCCAAAUGUUAAUAUAUUAGAAGAAUGGGGAUUAAUGGGAUUUGAUGAAAAAACUAUUUAUGAUUGCCUGAACUAUUCAGGUACAACUGAUUUAGAUUGCACAUUGAAUUAUUUAGAUAAGGCUAAAGAAAAAGAAUAUUUCUCAAAUAUGAGUAUAGAUAAAACUAUGUCAGAAAAAAAAAAAAUUAAGGAUAAUAUGAAAUCAUCCUAUUCAGAGUUUGAUGGAAAUAGUAGUGAUACUUUUUCUAAUUCUAGUAAUAAAAAAAAUGAUGAUAUAGUAAUUAGGCGUAACAUCAUGCAAUGUCGUGGUUAUAAUAGUAACUUGAAUGAUAUGACUUCCCACGAAACAUUAAAUACGAAUGGUGUAGCACCUAAUAUUAUUAAUAAUAAUAGUAAUAAUAAUAAUAUUAAUAAUAGUAAUAGUAAUAGUAAUACAUUUGAUAAUUUGUGUAAUAAUAAUAUCUAUCAUUGUAAUAACAAAGUGGAUGAAGAAAAAGAUGAAGAUAUAUUUUAUAAAGAUGAAAAAUACAUUUUAGAAAAAUUUCCAUUCAUGUUUGAUUUACUCAAAGAAGCACAGGAUAAUUCAAUACAUGCACGUGUUUAUUAUUAUGAUAAUAUUAUGAAUCCUAAUAAUAAAAGAGAUAUGAUAUUUUAUAUACAAUAUUAUUUGAAAUCAUUAAGAAAAAAUAUAUUUAAUUCUUAUGAAAAAAAGAAUUAUAUAAAAACUUUUUGGAAUGAAGAAAAAUAUCUUUUAUUAAAACAAUAUAUAUAUAAAUAUAUUUUUAAUAUGCUUAUAAAUAUUAUGCUUACUAUUCCAUAUAAUGAAUUAUCAUUUAUGAACUUAUAUCUUAGUUUUCUAGUUAUAGAUAUUGAUAAAAAAACAGUUAAAUUGUUUUUAGAUCAAUAUAAAAAAACUAUACAUGAUAAAAAUAGUAAUAAAAGUAGAAUAUUUAAUCAUCAAGAUGUAAAAAUAAUUAUAUUAUAUUAUUUUAUAGAAAAUAUUUCUAAAAAAAUUAAAACAUUGAAAAAUGAUGAAGGUAUACCUUAUGAACCUUUCUAUCAUUGUCAUCAUAUGUUUAUGAAUUUACAUAAAAAAAAAAAUAAGGGACUUAAAAAUUCAGAUUCGAAUAUAAAACAGGAUAAAAAAAAAGAUAAUAAAAAUAUUAUACGAAAUAAAUUACCAGAUGCAGGAAAUAUACAAAAUAUAUAUAAUUCUAAUCACCCCAAUACAUCAUCAAAUAAUAAUAUAGGUAAUAAUAUAAUUACUGCAACAUCCCCAAGUAUUACACUCAAUAUUAAUACAAGACCAAAUGAUACUAAUGUUAAUAUAUUUAAUAAUAAUAAUAAUAUUAUAUCUGUUAAUGAAAUAAAUCCUUCCACAAAUAUACAUGUAAAUAAUAAUAAUAAUAAUAAUAUAAAUAAUUUAAGUAUUGUCGAUACAAAUAAUAAUAUGCGUAAUAUAAAUCAUCUAAAUAAUAAUCGAAAUAGAGCAAGUAAUGCUAUAGGAAAUAAUAUUUUAUUAAAUUACCCAUUAAAUAAUUUGGAUAAUAGUUAUCAUAGUGAUGAUAAUCCAUUGAACUAUUAUCAAGGUAAUAAUACAAACCUAUUGGAUGAGAAAAAUGAAAAUAAAAAUAAUAAAGAUUAUCAAGAUAAAAAGAUAUUAACUAAUUCUCCUGAUGCCAUAAAUAAUGAUUUAAAUGAUGAAAACAAUUGUAUAUAUGGAACAAAAUAUGCAAAAGGAGAUAUUGAUGUUAUUUAUGAAUCACAAAAAGAUAUGGAAAUUUAUUCAUACCAUUUUUGUUUAUAUAUGUUAUUUUUUACAUUAUAUAAUGUACUUCAUAAAUAUAAUAUAGCAAAGAAUUUAAUUUUAAAUAUGGAUAGAAAUAUACUCGAUUAUUGUAUUUUCUUUAUACAAAAAUUUAAUAUUUCAUAUAUAAAAUGUAUAGAAAAUAAUGUUAACUAUUUUUUAGCACUUGAUAAAAAUGUAAGAAAAAUAGAUAAUGAUGAAGAACAUAAUAACCAAAAAAUGAAGGAACAACAUGAUGUAGAGCAACGUCGAUCUGUAUUUUUAAAUGAUGUGUCAUCAUGUAAUGUGAGUAAUGCUGAAAAUGUGGAUAUGAGUUUAAAUGAACAAGAACUAUUAUCAAAGAAAAAUCAAGAAAAAAAUAAAAGAAAAAGAAAAUAUAAUAAAUUAUUAUCUCAAAGUAAAGGAAAUACAAAUUAUAUGGAUCCAUCUGUUUCUAGUUUAGAGAGUGCUGAUAAAAUUAUGGUAUCAUCAUCUCUGGAAAUAGAUGGUAAUAUUAAUACUAACAAAAUGGUGCACAAUAAUAAUAAUGAGCACAAUUAUAUUGGUUGUUGUAAUAAUUAUAUGAAUGAAGCCUCUUUUAAUCUUAAUAAUGAUGCAAAUAAUAUAUAUAAAAUUCAUAUGAAUAAUAAUAUUAAUAAAAAUUUAAAUAACACAAAUUAUGAUAAUCACAUAAUAACAAGUACCAGCAAUGUAAUAUCUGAUAAUGAAAUGAAAAAGGAAAAAAUAAAUAUAAUGUAUAACAAAGGUUUAGUUAUAAAUAAAAAUUUAGAAACUCAUAAUAUGCUUAUUCCAUAUUGGAAUUUAGCAGAUGUAGAUAGUUCAGUAUCUAUGACAAAAACUCAAACAAAUAAUAAUUUAAUGGUAGAGAAUGAAGAAAAUAAAUAUAUUUCCUUAUACUCAAAACCUCCAUGUUUUUAUGCACCUUUGUUUAUGUGCUUAUAUAAAAUUAUUAUUAAUUAUUCCUUAUACAAUUUUAAUGAUAAGAAUAAGAAAACAAUUAAAAAGACUAAAGAAGAAAAGUACAAUGAAGAUAAAAAUAUGUUUUUAAAUAAUUUGAAAAUGGAACAUUAUAGUAUGUUAAAUAAAAAUAAUAGUCACAUGAAUAAAUCAGAAAAGGUAGUAUUUAAUACAAAUGAAAGACGAACUAGUGUAACUCUGGGUACAAGUAAUUAUAAUUUACCUAAUAAUAUUAAAUUACCUCAAACACAUAUGGAAAAUGUAAGAUAUGUAUCAACAGAAAAGCAGCAUAAUAUUAUAAAAAUAUGUAUUGAUACAUUAUAUUUUUUCAAAGGAUAUAAUUCACAUUUAUGUUUAAGUAUAUUAAGAAUUAUUGAAUAUUUGACUACUACAUAUAAUAAUGUGGUUUUUUUUAUAACCUAUUCUCCUCCAAAUAUUUAUAAAAAUUUUAAGAAAGUUUUUCAAAUAGAAGAACAAAUGCGACAAAUGAAUAAAACAAAGAAUCUAAAUAAAUAUGAUGAUAAUAAAAACAGUUUAGAAAAGUCUUAUCCAAAUAAUAAUGUAAUAAUGAAUGCAUCAAAAAAUAUGUCCAAGGAAGAACUAAUAAAUAAUAACAACAUAAAUGUCAAGAAAGAAAUUCAUAAAAAUAAUAAUAAUGACAAUCAUAAUAAUAACAAUUUUAAUGAUCCUGCAUUUUAUUCACUUGAUGGUUUCAAGGGAGAAAAUUCCAUUUUUUAUGAACAAAAAUUAUCUUAUUUUGAUUUAAAUGAUUUAAUAUUAAAUAAUAUGAGUAGAAAUAGUUUAGGUAUAUUAUUAACCAUGUCAAAACAAGUUAAGUUUAAAGAUAUGCUAAUAAUAUUAAUAAGUAUAUUACUUCAGUGCUUUACAGAUAAUUAUGUUAUAGCUAAUAGAAUGGAAUCUAAUUUAAAAUCCUAUUUUGCAUCUCAUGGUAUACCUGUUAAGUGUUUUAUGAAAAAGGAUGAUUUACAAGUAAUUGAAAACGCUAAAUUCUCCAAUGCUUUAGGUGUAUCAUUAAGUGAAUUAAAUCAAGCAUUAUAUCCAUUCAUAUUUAAAAACCCACAAAUUUAUGAGGACAUAUUAAGUUGUUUAUGUUUUUUCCCUAAUUUAAAAUAUGUUAAGAAAAGUGAAACAAACGAUUUAGAGAAAUUUGGUAUUAAUACGAAUGUCGAUGAUACAUACAAAUUUUUAGAAGAAAAAAAAAAAAAAGUUGAUCCUAUGAUCCAAGUAAAUACAGAUAAAAAGAAAGGUUCAAAUUUUAAAUUGAACACAAAUGGUAAUAUGAAUUUUGAUAUGAAUAUAGAAUAUAAUAAUAUAAACAAUUUUAGUAAUAAUAUGAAUUUGGAAGAUUUUACUAAAAUAGAUUUAUUAAACAAUGAAACAGAAAAAAUAAAAGAAACAAAUAAAAAUCAUGAAAAUAUGAAUGGAAUAUAUAAUAAUAAUAAUAAUAUAUCAAAUAAUAAUUAUUACUUAAAUACUUUACCAAUACCAGAACAUAUAAAAUCAAUUUAUAUGUUAUCUGAAGUAGCUUUUAGUCCAAGAUGUUUAAGAAAAUAUCAUGUCAAAAAUAAUUUUUAUAAUUUUUAUAUUCUAGCAACAUUAUUAGAUUUUCUGAAUUUGUUUACUAUUAUACAGAGUAAAACUCGACUAGCUAAAUUAAAUGGAAAAGAAGAAAAACAGAAAUUUAAUAAAACAUUAAUGGAAAUAUAUGGUACUGAUGCAGAUUUUGAUAAUGAAUUAGAAUAUAAAGUUAUGUAUCCUUUUGCUUUAACAGCUGAUAAUAUGUUAUUUAUAAUAAACUUACUUUUAAAAACUUAUAAACAUUUAAUAGUAUAUCUAAUUAAAAUACCUGCUUCUUUUAAUCAGAAAAUUAUCAAAUCAUUCUUCCAAAAAGAAUAUGAUAUAUAUCAAUUCAGAGGAAGUAUGUUAUAUGUAGAUAAUUCAUCUUUUCCAUAUAAUGAUAUAACAAUUAGUAAAGAAAGUAGAUUAAGUAAUAUCUCAUCGAUUUCAAAUUAUAGUAUAACUAGUAAGAAUAAAAAUAAUACAGAUAUAAAUGUACAUAAUAAUACAAAUGAUGAUUCAGCAAUUUAUUUAUUAACAAAAAAUAAUAAUGAAAAUAAUAAAAAUCAAUAUCCAAUUAUGGAUUUAUCUAAUGUUUUAUAUAAAUUAAUUCGUUGUGAUUCUAUUAAUACACAUACAUAUAAACAAAUAUCAGAAUAUUAUUUACAAAAUUAUAUGCAAUAUUAUUCUCUAUUUGAUUUAUCAAAUUUCACUUUUAGAAGUUGUUUAUUCCCAUUUAUAUAUGAAAAGAAAUAUAUAACUGAUAUUCAUAAUAUGGAUUUGAUAGAUUAUGUUUCUAAUAUUAAUAAUUCAAAUAAUAUUGUGUUUACGCCAUUUCUAAUAUUCUUAUUCAAGAGAAUAUUACCACAAUUUAUUUGUCUCAAUUAUCCUUCCUUACGUAGCCCAUACUCUUUAAAUACAUUUAAAAAACACUAUCCUAAUAUGGAAAAAUAUUAUGCCUUAAGAAAUAAUGAAAAUAAAAAUUUGACAUAUCUAAGACAUAUACUUAAUUUUAUUCAAUUAAUUUUUGAUAUACAUAAUGCGAAUUAUGAUGUACAUAAAAAGGUUGUAUUAGAAAUAAUGCACUUGCUUAAAAUUUAUUCCAACUUUCAAAAGAAAAAAGAUAAUGUAAACAAAAAUAUUAAAGACAAUGAUCAUGUAUUUUCUAAUGUUAUGGAUAUUUUCACAUAUGCAGUAAGUUCCCUAUUAUAUAAACUCGUGAAUGAAGAACAGAAUAUUAAAGUUGAAAAGCCUUCUAUUGUAGAAGAUGAUCAAUCUAUAAAUAAGAAGAAAAAUAUAUCCGAACAAUAUCAACUACAUCAAAAAGAGAAGAGUAAAAAAAAUAAAAAAAAUGACGAUAGUGAUAAUAGUGACGAAGACAAGUUUAUGUGUAACAAUCGUGAUAACGAUAAUAAUAAUAAUAAUAAUAAUAAUGAUCAUAAUAAUAACAACAAUAAUAAUAAUCACCACAAUAAUAAUAAUAAUAAUAAUCACAACAAUAAUAAUAAUAAUCACAACAAUAAUAAUAAUAAUAAUCACAACAAUAAUAAUAAUAAUAAUCACAACAAUAAUAAUAACCACAAUAAUAAUAAUAAUCACAACAACAAUAAUAAUAACAACAAUAAUAAUAAUAAUAAUCACCACAAUAAUAAUAAUAAUAAUAACCACAACAAUAAUAAUAAUAAUAAUCACCACAAUAAUAAUAAUAAUAACCACAACAAUAAUAAUAACCACAACAACAAUAAUAAUAACCACAACAACAAUAAUAAUAACCACAACAAUAAUAAUAAUAACCACAACAACAAUAAUAAUGAAGAUGGGGACGGAGAUAAUGAAGAUAAAAAAAAUGAUAACAACAAAACAUUUUAUUAUAACAGAGAACAACUUAUAAUGUUUCGAAACUCUUUAUGUAAUUUAUUAAAUAAAUUAGAUUAUUCUAAAGAAGAUUUUGCAAAUGUAGCCACUUCCAUAAUUAGAUGUCUAUCCGUUUUAACAUCUGCACCUGUCAUGGGAUAUCCUAUAAAAACGAAGAAUAAUAAAUUAUUUAUGAUAAAACUAAAUAAACUUAAUGAAAAGAAAAAUACAAAAAUAAAAAAAAUAAAAAGGAACAAAAGAAGAAAAAAUGUUUCUUAUGUUACCUUUUUAAACCCAUCAUAUGUCCGAUUUAGAUCGGAUUCAAGUAAUAAUGAUUCUGAAUGCUCAGAUAUUCCAUAUUCAGAUGAUUCGGAUAUCUCAUAUGAAGAACACUUUAUUUUUGAUAAUGGUGAAAGUGAUGAAGAGGAUGAUGAUAUUCGUUAUGAAUACGAAGAAGAAAUGGAUGAUGAUUAUAUGGAAGAGGAAGAAAUAGUAAAUCAGGAAGACGGUGAGGAAGAAGAAGAAGAAGAAGAUGACGAAGAGGAAGAAGAUGACGAAGUAGUGGACGGAGAAGACGACGAAGAAGCACAAGAUGAAGAAAAUGACGAUGAGGAAGGAAAUAAUGAAAACGAGACCUUAUUUAAUGAUGAGUAUUAUAAUCAAACAGAUAAUGAUAAUGAUAACAUUAAUAAUAGUAAUAAUAAUUUAUUAAAUGAUGAGGCAAAUGACUAUAUGUCUAAUGAUGAUGAGGAAAAUGAUGUAGAAAGGGAUGACGAAGAUGUUGAAGUAGAUGAUGACGAAGAUGUUGAAGUAGAUGAUGACGAAGAAGUUGAAGUAGAUGAAGAUGAAGAAGAAGGAGAAGAAAUGGAUGAUGAUAUGGAAAAUGAAGAUGAUAUAGAAGAAGAUGAUGAAGAUGAUAUAGAUGAUGACGAUGAAGAUGAAGUAGACGAUGAAGUAGAUGAUGAAGAAGUUUUAGAUGAUGAAUAUGAUGAAAUUGAUAUUGAAGAUGAGGAUGCUGCCGAAAGAAAUAGUAAUGAAGAAAAUAAUAAUAAUAGAAAUGUACAUGUACAUGCUUAUUUGGUUCAAGAUAGAAAUGAAAUUGAUGAAGACCAGAUAUAUGAUAAUUCGAACGAUUUAUUACUUCCUCAUGAAAUAGAUGAAAAUGAGGAAAUUUUAUCGAACAUGGAUGAUAAUAAUAAUAACAUUGUAUCAAGAUUGGAUUUGGUUUCGGAUAGUAGUAAUGAUAUGGAUGAACAAAAUGUUCAUCGAAUUAGAGAAAUAGAUGAAACAGAAGACGAUGAAGAAGAUGAUGAUGGAGAAGAUGACGAUGAAGAUGACGAUGAAGAUGAUGAUGACGAAGAUGAAGAUGAUGAUGAUGACGAAGAUGAUGAUGAUGACGAAGAUGAUGGAGAGGAUGAUGAAGAAGAUGAUGAUGAAGAAGAUGAUGAAGAAGAUGAUGAAGAAGAUGAAGGAGAAGAAGAAUAUGAAGAUGUAGAAGAAGAAGAUGCAGAUGAAGAAGAACUUCAUAUAAAUAAUAGUACAUAUAAUGUUAAUCAAAAUGUAGAUAAUAUUAGAUCUAAUAAUAAUAAUACAGAUUUAAUAGAUAACGAACUAAAUGUAAAUAAUUCUUUAUUAAAUUGUAAUGAAAAUCAGCAUGAAAUAUUAGAUAUCUUAUUAGAAGAAGACGGAGCAUAUAAUAUUAAUGAUGAUAUAGAUGAAUAUAAUGAUGAUUAUGUAGACGAAGUGGAUAAUAAUAAUAAUAUCAAUAAUAAUAAUAACAAUAAUAAUAUCAAUAAUAAUAAUAACAAUAAUAAUAAUGCAAGUAAUAAUAACCGUUUUAGUAAUAUUGUUAAUGUACAGACCCAAAUUGUAAACAAUAAUCAAAUGAGAAAUAGAAUGAAUGCAACAAAUGAUAUAGAACAUAUUAAUAAUUUACAAGAAAAUAUCAAUACAAAUAAUAUGAAUUCAGUUUCUCAAUAUAAUAUUAAUGGUAAUAUUUCAAAUAUAUCUAAUAAUACAUGUACAGAUCAUAAAUAUUCUUCAAACGAAAGAGAUGCUUUAGAAAAUAAUGUAAAUAAUAGUGACCUUGUUCAUACUGAAAAUAGUGCACAUGAUCAUCCUAUAAAUUCCUCAUUAUUAGAUAAUAAUAAAAAUAAAAAUAUUUCAAACAAUAUCAGUUUGAUACAUAAUAAUACAAUAGAAACGAAAAAUAAUAUUCUUCCUAACACUUUAGCAAGUAACAUUCAGAAUAAUGUAGAUAUACAAAAUAAUUUAUGUAAUAAUGUAAAUGCAAAUAAUUGUUCUAAUAAUAUAUAUGAGAAUACUCAAACCAAAAGUGAGAAAAAAGGUACAAUUAAAAAUAACAUCAAUUUAGAGAAUAACGAAGAAAAUAAGAAUGAAAAUAUUAAUAAAAAUAAUAAAAUAAAGAAUGAACAAAUUAAUAAUACUAAUGUUAAUAAUAUGAAUAAUAUUGAAAAUGAUAUUAAUGAUAAUAUAAAAGUUGAUAAAAACAAUAUUAAAAAUAAUGAUUCAUAUCAUGUCAAAGAUAAAACCAUGUUAGAAUCAUCAGAAAGUACAACAAAUGUUAGAAAUGUAGAUGAAAAUAAUAUAAGCAUUAUUGAUUUAUAUUAUCAUUUUUAUGGUUCUAAUAAUAGGGAUAUAAAUACAUUAUUAAAUGAAAAUAAUAGUAUCUUAUAUUUGAAUGAAACGGGACAAAUAAACUCGACACAAAUAAAAGAAAGCAACAAUAAAAUUAAUAAUAAUAGUAAUAGUAAUAAUAGUAAUAGUAAUAAUACAAAUGCUGAUAAUAAAGAUUCUAAAAAAACAGAUAUAUCAAAUAAUGCAAAUAAUGCUGAAGAAGUACCAGUAGUAUCAAAUAAUAACAACACUGAAAGUGUAGAAGAAUUUAAUAAUAUAACCAAUCUUAAUAUAGAAAAUUUAAUGGAUCAACUAUAUUCAACUUUAUUAAGUACAGAUAUAAGAGCAAAUGAUCUUUUAAACAAUGAAAUUAUAUCAUUGGAAAAUAGAGCUAAUCGUGUACGAAGAAAUAAUAAUUUUAAUAAUAUUAUAGAAGAGAACAGUUAUAAUAUUAUAGGUGAUAAUAUAACAGAAAACCGUAAUUUAUAUGAUAAUCGUUUUAAUAGAAAUAAUAGUGUUCCAUAUAUUCAUAGAAAUGUAGAAAGAUUAAAUAAUUUCCCUCCAUUACCAACAUCAAGCAAUAAUACAAACAUUAGAGCAAGUUGGAACAAUAGAAAUAUAAAUCGUCCUAAUAGCAUAACAAAUAAUACCCUGAACAAUAUAACAAGUAGUAUUAGAAAUAAUAAUUUGAGAAACAUAUUUAGCAAUAUAAGAAAUAAUAAUAAUGAAAAUGUUUUAAAUACACAUAGAGCUAUUAAUAUUGUUCCAUCUAUUAUAAGAAAUGGUAUAGUUCAAAAUUUAUCAGCAAUGCAACAAAAUAACAAUGAUUCAAAUAAUAAUAAUAGUAAUAAUUUACCCACCAACCAAGUUACAAAUAAUACAAACGAAAGAACAAACGAAAAUAAUCAUAUUAAUAAUAAUAAUAAUAUAUCACAAAGUGAAGUUACGAACAAUGAGCAAAGACAAGUUGCAGAAUCAAAUAAAGAUAAAAAUCAAAUAAACGAUAAAGGUACUAAAAUUGAGAAAACAGAUAUGUUAACUAAAAAAUAUAACAAAAAUCAAGCGCAAUUUAAUAUGGUUGAUGCUAUUAUUGAUAAUGACAAAGUAUUAAAGAGUGCUAUUUGUAAUAUGAUGUAUAAUAGAUUAUGCAAAACUAUACCUAAGGUUCAUAUUAAAUUACCUUUAGAAAAUUUAAUUGAAGAGAAAAAAAGAAUUAUUCAAACCUUGAAAAAACAAAAGGAACAAGAACAACUACAAGAAAAUAUAAAAGAAAACGAUAAUAAAAAGUCCAAUAAUGAAGAUCAAAAUGACUCAGAGGAUGUAAACAAAAACAAAGAUGAUCAAUAUAAAAAAGAUAAAAAGGAAAACAAGGACAAAAAAUUAUCUCGUUGUACUGCUACUACAAAUGAUAAACAACAAAACAUCAAUGAAGAAAAUGACAUAAUUGAGUCCAAUGAAAAUGAUAAUAUAACAAAUGUACAAAUAAAUUCCAAUAAUGAACUAGAAAAUACUCAAUUGAAUAAUAAUAAUAAUAAUACAAAUAAUGGAUUUAACCCUAACGAAGGUGAUAAUGAUAGUGAUAGUGAUGAUUAUAAUGAUAACAGUGAUAAUAAUGAUAAUAAUGAUAAUAGUGAUAAUAAUGAUAAUAAUGAUAAUAGUGAUAAUAAUGAUAAUAAUAAUGAUAAUAAUAAUGAUAAUAAUAAUGAUAAUAAUAAUGAUAAUAAUAAUAAUAAUAAUAUUGAUGAAGAAAAUGAAGAAGAUUAUAAAAAUAUUAAUUAUGACGAAUUAUUUGAUAAUAUUUUAAAUAUUGAAUCACUUCUUAUAAUUUGCUGUUCCUUAGGAAUAAGUGAAUCCCAAUUUUUGGAACUCUUAAAUGUUGAUAGAUCAUUUCUUUUAGAAUUACCAUCAAAUUUAAUUGAUGAACUUAUAAUUCAAAAUUUAAAAAAUAUUACCUUAACAGCUAUUAAUGAAAAGGCACAGGAUAAUAUAAAAAACAAGAAAAUAAUAUCAAUUAAAAUGUAUAAGAAUUAUCUGAAAUAUCAAGAAUAUAAAAAAGCCCAAGAAAAUAAUGCAUCGAAUGAAAACAAUACAAAUGACCUAUCAAAUAACACAACAGGUAAUAAUAUAACAAAUGAUAACAAUAAUAAUAAUAGUAAUAAUAAUAAUAAUAAUAAUAAUAAUUUGACAAGUGCUAAUACUACGACGAAUAAUUCUAUUACAGAAAAUAAUGAACGACGUACUAAUGAAAAUGCAAGUGCAAUAGAAAAUCUUGAUAAUAGUACAAAUAUUCAAAAUAAUACGAAUGAUGAAAAGGGACAAAAUAUUCAUAUAUAUAAUAGUAUAAAAAAAAGCUAUUUAGAAGCUUUACCAUCAAGUAUUAGAUCCGAAAUUAAAAAAAGAAUUAUAGGAAAUAGAACUGAAAGAACUGAUGUACAAGAUGAAACUAAUAUUUCUUUUAUAGAUUCCUUAACACCUGAAUUAAGAAGAGAUGUGUUAUCGACAGCUAGUAUAAGAUUUAUAAGAACAUUAACUGAAGACAUGAUAGAAGAAGCUAGAAACCUAAGAUUAGUUAUAUUAAAUAAUCGUAAUAAUACUCUAAAUGCAAAUAAUAGAAAUAGACAAAAUAUUUCAAAUAAUGAUGGAGCAAAUACUACAAGUACAAAUAACAGAAGUGUAAGUGAUAGAAAUACACAAAAUGUGAAUAAUACAAACAAUACAAAUAAUACAAGCAGUGUAAGUAAUACGAAUAAUAUAAAUAAUACAAGCAGUGUAAAUAAUACAAAUAAUAUAAAUAAUGCGAACAGCACAAAUAAUACUAACAAUGUGAAUAAUAAUAGCAAUAUAAAUAAUGUAAGUAGUACAAAUAAUAUGAGCAAUACAAAUAAUGUAAGCAAUACAGACAAUGUAAGUAAUACAAAUAACAUAAACAAUAAUAAUAAUAAUAAUAAUAGUGGUAGUACUAGUAGUAGUAAUAAUAACAGCAGUAGUAGCAGCAGCAAUAUAAACGGUUCCAAUGUAGCAAAUUUAAUUAACAAUAUAAGAAAUAAUAUUCAAGUUAGAAUUAGUAAUCGUGCUUUGAGAAGUGUAUCAAAUAAUUUAAAUAAUAAUAAUCUUAACCAUAAUAAUAUUAAUAUUAUAAGUAAUAUAAACAAUAUUAAUAGUAUUAAUAAUAUGAAUAUUAUUAACAAUAAUAAUAUGAUUGUGAACAAUUUUAAUAGAAGUAAUAGAAAUAGUAAUAGACUGGUUUUUACUGGAGGUAAUCGAAACAGUCUUAAUAAUAGACGUCGUUUGAAUUUACCUCUAAGAAAUUCUCUUUCAAAUAUGCAGAGAAAUAAUUUUAUUAGAAUUACAUAUAAUGAAAAUAAUGCUCCAGUUAUUAUGAUAAACACAGGUCAUGAAAAUUAUGACAGUUUAACAGUUACUCGUUUUAUUGAUAAUAUUAUGGGUAUUAGAACAAAUGAUUCACUGGCAUCUGGUUUGCCUUUAGGAGAUAGUAAUAAUAGUAGUAAUUAUAAUAGUAACAACAACAAUAAUAAUAAUAAUAACAAUAAUAAUAAUAAUAAUAACAAUAAUAAUAGUAAUAGUAACAAUAAUAAUAAUAAUAGUAACAAUAAUAAUAAUAAUAGUGAACAAUCGAGAUUAUUAAUUAGUAACCAAAAUAGAAAUGCACAUCAUAAUAAUAAUGUGGAUCAUAAUUAUCAUGUUAUGAAUGAUGACAAAUAUUUAGAAAAAGAAGAUGAUAUGUUAUUGAGUAAAUAUUUAAAAAAUUUAUUUCCCUCUUUGAAUAGAUUUAAUGCUGAUAAUUCAAAAACUUCAUCAUUAUAUGUAUGUGUAGAAGAACCAGUUUCGUUUCAAGCUUUAAUUGAUAUAUGUAGAUUAUUAUUUUUAAAGAAAGAAAUUAAUAAAAAAAUAAUGUUUACAUUAUUUUGUAAUUUAACUUGUUCAUAUCAAAAAACAAAGAUAUAUACACUACAAUUAUUUAUGAACAUUUUAUGGUGUGCAUCAGCUGAUUUACACGCAAAAAAAAAUAAUCCAUCAGUGGUAUAUUUAAAUUCUAUAAAUUUCCCUCCAAAAAUGUUAUAUUAUAAUAUGAAUAAGAAAAAUUAUGGUUUAUUUUCAGAUAAUUAUUUUAUUACUGCAUCUAUAUCAGCAGAAAGGGUUCUAGAACAAGUACAGUCAUUACUCAUUACCGUACCUCAUAUUUCUUCAUUCUUUUGCACAUUUUUAAUACACCCAUCUUAUUUUAUGCCGAACUGUUUAGAUGAAAACAUGGUAACUAAAAAAGAUGAUGGAGGCGAACUUAAUAUUAAUAAGGAUCAUAAUAAUUUAAUGGAUGUUCCAUAUUAUGAGGAUAAAAUGAUAAAGAAUGAAAGGACUAAUGGAGAGAAGAAAAAUAAUGAAAUAAGAAAUUAUCAAAAUAAAGGAGUUGUAGAAGAAGAAAAAGAAUAUGAUGAUGAAGCUGUCAUUUUAGAAUAUGAAUUAAAAAGAAAAAGACCAAAGAUGGAUGAAAAAAAAAAGAACAAAAAUGAAAUAUCAGAUAUAUAUAAAAAUAAUACUAACAUUAAUGAUAAUAUGAGCCCACAAGUAGAUAUAUCUAAAUAUGAAUAUCCUAUAAAUAUCUUAUUCAAACUAUUAAAUUCAUCAUUAUAUUUAACCUCUAAAAAAUUAAUGAGUCAUUUAUUAUCUGUUAUUUAUAAUUUAUUAAUUAAUUGCGCCAAAGAAAAUCAUAAUUAUGCAAAUUUUACAAGAUGGGUAUAUGCAGAAAAUUUAGAAGAAAUAAUAAGUAUGGAAAAUAAAAAUAAUGAAGACGAGUUAACAAAUGAUGAUGAUAAUAAUAAUAAUAAUAAUAAAAUAUCAAAUGAUAAGAAUAGUACAAUUGUUGAAAAAAAUGUUGGCUCUACAAAUAAAGAAAAUACAAAUAAAAAUAAAGAUACAAAACAAAAACAAAAUAAAGAAAAAGAAAAUUUCCUUUCUUCAACUAAAAUUGAUAAAGAAUUAUUAUUAAAUAUAAAACGUUUAAAACCAAUAGAUGAAGAUAUAGAUAAAAAGGAUUUAAUUUCUAAACCAUAUUAUUUAUUAGAAGUUAUAUCAAAAGAUUCAUUACGUAAUUUAUGUAAAUUAAUAUGUAAUUACAAAACGAACUUUUUAUGGAUUAAUAAUAUGAAUAAUACAUCAAAUAAUAAUAAUAAUGUAAGUAAUAAUUUAGAACAAGUACAUAAACAAGAUAUAUCAUCACUAAUACAAAUUAUGGUUAUGUUUUUUUCUCAUUAUAAAUUAAAAGAUAUAAUUAUGAGAUCUUUUAAACGUCAUGCUCAUGUAUUAAUAAAAAGAAUUAUUUAUGAUUUAAAAAAAAUUGUUCGUUCAAUUCACAAUAAAACAUUCAAUAUAUAUUCUGUUGAUCAUUCUGAUAGUUUAGAACAAAAAUUAAUUGCCUUCUAUAGAGUUAUUACUAUACUAUUUAAUGCACCCACAAUAUUAGAUGGUCUAACAAAUAAAAGUGAUACGAUUAAUUUAAAUAAUACGAAUAAUAAUACAUCAAACGUCGAAAGUGUAAAUAUACCUGUUCAACAAAAUGAUCAUAUUAAUAAUAAUGAGCUAAAUAUAAAUAGUAAUAUAUCCAAUACAAAUGAAUGUAAUACUACUAUAAUGAACAAUGUAACGAAUAAUAUUGAACAUAAUAUAUCAUGUGAUAUAAAUGAAAACGAAACAAAUAAUAAGAUGAACCUUGUAAAAAAUAAUGAUAUCAACAAUGAAACAAUUAAAAAUGAUAAUGAGAAACAUAUUAAUAAAACAACAAUCGAUGGAGAAACCAAAUUUGAUAUAUGCGCAGAUUUUUUUCUCUCAAUUAAUAUUGAUUUAUUAUGGGAAGAAUUUAAUAAAACCAUGCAAGUUAUUAAUAAUUCAUUGAUUGAUAAAAAUUAUAAAUUUAAAGAUAGCUAUUAUUAUAAAGAUUUAACCACAACUAAAGAUGAAUAUAAGAAACAAAAUAGUAAUGAUAAAUUACAAACGAGUUAUGUACAUAAAACGAAUGAAAAAGAAGAUAAUAGUAGUAAUAACAAUUUAGUUGAUACACAAGACAAAAACAGAGUUACCUUAUUUAAUACAGAUACUUCAUCUAACGAAUCUUCAGAGCAUGGUGAUAUAUAUUCAAAUGAUAGAUUAUCAAGUAAUAUACAAAGCGAAGAAAUAUUAACAAAUAUAGAAAAUGAAAAUAACGAUGAAAAGAAAAAAGAAAAUGAUGAUGAACCACCUCCAACCAUUUUAAAUUAUCUCUUACCAUUAAUGGAAGCUUAUUUAUUUAUUGAAGAAGUUAUAUUAGUAUCACAAUAUAAAUUAAGAAAAUUUAAAGAUUUAGAAAAAAAAGUAGCCAAUUUAAAUGUAGAAAGCAUCAAAAUUAAUGAAAAGUUGGCAUAUGAUGAUAGCCCAUUUUAUAUAAACAUAUAUAAUAAGAAGAAAAUGAUCAAGAAAAAGAAUAAAAAAUAUAAAAGUACCAAAGAUUUAUUGGCUGAAAUAUUUGAGGAUUCUCAAAUCAAUAGUAAUUCAACUAAUUUGAAUAAAAUUAAAAGAAAAAUGUCUACAAAUAAUUUAGUUGAAAAAGAAGAGGAAGAAGAAGGUGAUCAAAUAAAACAUAGCAAAUAUGACCAAACACAAAAAAACCAAAAUGAUUAUACUGAAGAUGAUUCAAUGAAUAAUAACGAAGUUGAAAAUGAAAAUGUAAAUGAAAAAGAUAGUGUUGAAGGACAAGACAAAUUGGUAAAAAAUAAAUUGAAAAAGACAAAAUUAAAUGAGGACCAAACAAGUGGUAGUAAAAAUAAUAUACAACAGUUAAACAAAAGAGAAGAAAUGGCAUGUGGUAAUCAUGAUGGACAGGAAAAACAAAACAAUAAAGAAAAUAAAAAUAAAAAUAAAAAUAAAAACAAAAAUAAUAAUAAUAAUAAUAAUAAUAAUAAAAAUGAUAGAAAUAACGAACAAUUUUAUUCCAAUAUCAAUCAUGACAAUGUGGAUGAAAAUAAUUCUAAUAGUUUCAAUAACAAAAUAUCAAACCAUAAAGAAGUACAAGAAUAUCAAGAUAGUGAUACAUAUGAUGAUGAUAAUGAUGCAGGUGUUGAUCAAUAUAGUAGUUAUCAUAAUGACGGAACCGAUGACAAAGAUGAUGAAGAAGAAAGUGAUAACGAUGAAUAUAUACAAAUCAAAUUAGAAGAUAAUGAAGGAACAAUAAGCAGUCGACAUAAAAAAUUAAUAAAAUUUGUUUAUAUCAAUAGGAGAGUUAUUAAUAGCUUAAUAAAACAAACACCUAUUUUAUUACAUCAUAACUUCAAAUCAUUAAUUAAGUUGACCUCUUCAUGUAUUAAUUUUGAAAAUAAAAGACAUUAUUUAAGAAAAAAAUUAAAAUAUUUAAAAUCAGGAAUAAGAAGUGAUCCAAUACGUUUAAGUAUAAGAAGAGAAAAAGUAUUUACAGAUUCAUAUUAUCAAUUAAGAAAUAAAUCUGGUAAUGAUUUAAAAGGAAAACUUGUAGUAACCUUUAAAAAUGAAGAAGGAGUAGAUGCAGGUGGAUUAACAAGAGAAUGGUAUUCUAUUUUAGCAAAAGAAAUAUUUAAUCCUAAUUAUGCUUUGUUUUGUAGAGAAGGAAAGAAAAGUGAAUUUAAUCAUCCUAAUCCAUUAUCAUAUAUAAAUCCUGAUCAUUUACAUUUCUUUAAAUUUGUUGGAAAGUUUAUAGCUAAAGCUAUAUAUGAUGGUCAAGUUAUUGAUGCAUAUUUUUGUAGAUCAUUUUAUAAACAUAUGCUUGGUAGAAAAAUCUUACCAGCAGAUGCAGAAUCAGUAGAUCCUGAAUUUUAUAAUAGUUUAAUACAAAUAUCAGAAUAUAAAUUAGAAGAUUUAAAUUUAGAAAUUAAUUUUAGUACAGAAAUUGAUGAAUUUGGAAAAACAAAAGUUAUAGAUUUAAUACCUAAUGGAAGAAAUAUUCCAGUAACUGAUGAAAAUAAACAUAAAUAUAUUGAACUCUUAUGUGAAUUAAAAGUAACUAAUAGUAUAAAAGAACAGUUAGAAGCAUUUAUGGAUGGAUUUAAAGAAUUAAUCCAACCAAAACUAAUAUCUAUUUUUGAUGAUAAAGAAUUAGAACUACUUAUUAGUGGUAUACCAACAAUUGAUUUAAAUGAUUUAAAAAAAAAUGUAGAAUAUCAUAAUUAUACUCCUAAUUCUAUACAAAUUAUUUGGUUAUGGGAUGUAUUACAAGAAUUUGAUGAAAAUAAAAAAGCAUCAUUCUUACAAUUUGUUACGGGUACAAGUAGAGUACCAUUAGGAGGAUUCAAAAAUCUUAUGGGUAUGAGAGGAGCACAAAAAAUGAUUAUUUAUAAAGCAUAUGGAGAAGACCGUUUACCAACAGCACAUACAUGUUUUAAUCAACUUGAUUUACCAGAAUAUUCUUCAAAGGAAUUAUUAAAAAGUAAGUUAAUAAGGGCUAUCAUGGAAGGAAAAGAAGGAUUCGGUUUUAUAUAA